AUGAUACGAAGGAUACGCCAGUUAUCCCGAUCUGCCAGAUUAUAUGAAUCAUUUAUAGAACCGCAUCAAGAUGAAGCACGGACAUCGUACCUCAUCCACACAAACCCCCCACCUAGCAACUUACCCACGCGUGUCCAUUCCAAUGAUACCACCUCGGUGAAAUACACCGCCCUUCCACACAAUCAACCUGCCACGCCCGACGUGCUUUCGGAACGUAUAGUCUCCAUCGCCGAUUACUUCUCAGGAAAUACCCAUCAUACCCAUCAUGUAUUCUAUUCUUCGUCGCAAAUGCAGCUUGCGCAACGAGCAGCUCGUGUAGAGGGCCACUCUCGAAAAUUCAUCGAUUUGAAAAUGGUUAGAUUGACUAGUGGGAAAGGAGGUAAUGGAUGUGUUUCAUUCAUGAGAGAUACUAAUAAACCUGUGGGCCCACCAAAUGGUGGUGAUGGUGGUGAAGGUGGGAAUGUGUAUGUGUCCGUGGUUGAUAAUGCCACCAGUUUGAACCAUAUUAAGAAAACGUAUAUUGCGAGAGAUGGUACUCCUGGGAAAGGUGACCAGCUAGAUGGGAAGCGUGGGGAAGAUAUCAUUAUUGAAGUCCCCGUGGGUACGGUAAUCCGGUGGAUUCCUGAUCCUGUUGAAUUGAAACAGUAUAUGAGAAGACGUGAGGGUGAUGUUGUCGACGAUGUAUACAUCCAAUUGAAAUGUGAUGGGUUCCACAAUAUUCAAAUGUUUAGAAAGGGGUAUACACCAGGUGAAGGGUGGAUCUUUGGUCAACAUGACCAAGAGUACUUUCUCGAACGUGACUUCUUUAAUAACUUGAAUAAGCAAGUGACGAAAUACGACGAAGAGAUCAUUAACGCUGAAAUUGACGAAGAUAAAUUUCCAUUAUUAGGUAUUGAUUGUGAUAAACCUACGAAAAAGCCAGUUCUAUUGCUCAAAGGUGGUCGUGGAGGAAUGGGGAAUAUGCACUUCCUUAAUCAUGAAGUGCGUAACCCCAGAUUCUGCAAAAUUGGCCGCCCGGGACUUACAUCUUUCUUUCUUUUUGAAUUGAAGUUAAUUGCAGAUUUAGGAUUAGUGGGACUUCCAAAUGCGGGGAAAUCGACAUUACUUCGUGCAAUCUCGAGAGCAAGACCACGGGUAGGACAUUGGGAAUUCACUACUUUGCAGCCUACUGUAGGGACUAUUUUCACUAUGAUAGAUAAAGAUCCCUUUACCGUGGCUGACAUUCCUGGGAUUAUUAAAGGGGCAUCCAACAACAAGGGAAUGGGACUUGAUUUCCUUAGACAUAUAGAACGUUCUGGUGGACUUGUGUUUGUGAUCUCACUCGAGUCUGCUAACCCAGUAGCUGAUUUACAAACAUUGGUAGAUGAAGUGGGGGAAAAGCGAAUGAAGAAUAAGAAAGUGCUUAUUGUUGCAACCAAAGCUGACUUGAGCAGUGAGGGGAAAAACUAUCUCGAAUUGAAGCACCACCUUGAACAGACGCAGCCACAGUGGAAAAUUGUCCCUGUAUGCGCGCCAAAGGGGGAGAAUAUUGAUAAAUGUAUUAGAUUAAUGGGGGAGAUUGCCCAAAAGGAUAGUCACAUAUCCGAAUAACCCUCCCACACACACGCGUAACUGCUCUUGUAUAUACGUAUUUAGUUCUUAUCUAAAAUAAUUUUUAGUAAAGGAAAAAAAAAAAGACAAUAGAUCCGUGUCCUGGACAAAAAUAUCAUGAAAUAAACACAAGGUAGACAGUGGAUAGUGGUUUAAAUUAGACUGCGAUGUAUGUUUCUGCUUGCACAGGAACCCUGUCUCCACAA
Molecule: messenger RNA, 1796 nt
Organism: Spathaspora passalidarum NRRL Y-27907
Lineage: Eukaryota; Fungi; Ascomycota; Pichiomycetes; Serinales; Debaryomycetaceae
Gene: MTG2
Product: putative GTPase
Exons: 1
Coding region: 1-1590 (529 amino acids)
Cellular component (GO): mitochondrion
Molecular function (GO): GTP binding; GTPase activity
Source: RefSeq, a predicted model, not a curated record